Messenger RNA from Lymnaea stagnalis (great pond snail), 3584 nucleotides. NCBI's taxonomy places the organism in Eukaryota, Metazoa, Mollusca, Gastropoda, Lymnaeidae. The record is from the annotation of a GenBank genome assembly.
CAGCACGAAAUCGUAUUGGAAGUUAUGGACGAGACGGAUCUCAAUUCAGCGAUAGGACACCAAGAAGUCAACGUGAUAAUGUUGUGUAUUGGCGUCAAUGACCCACAAGGAGUCACCAGAAUGGAACUGUGGGUCCAUAAGGUCUGUAUAUUUCCUUUAUUUAAUUGUAAUUUUUUUUUAAAUCUCCGUGUGUCAAAAAGAGUUAAGGAAAGAAUAAACUAUUUUAAGCAAAUCUACCAUUUAAAUAAUCACUAGAUAAUGUUAAAGUGAAAAAAAAAAUGGUGGUUCAUGUAAUUCAAUGUAAAUUGUAUUUCAAGAGAAUCGCACGUAUCAAGCAAGCAUUUGGAUUUAUUUUAAAAUUUGAAAAUAAAAAUUAUGAAAAAAUGGUCACUGUAGCCAAGUGGUUCUCAACCUCCCCAGUGCCGCGACCCUUUAAUACAGUUCCUCAUGUUGUGGUGAGCGCCCAACGAUAAAAUUAUUUUCGUUUCUUCUCCAUAACUGUAGAAUAUAUGUGUUUUCAAGUGAUCCCAGGCGACCCCUGGGAAAGAGUCGUUAGAUCCCCAAAGGUUGAGAACCGCUCCUGUAGCCUAACCAUUUUUUUAAUACAUUUAAAUACAUUGAAAUAUUACAUUGACAUAUUUUAAAUCGUACAUUAAAAUAUAUCAAAACUUAAAUUGAUAUAUUUAAACUCGUAAAUUGAAAUAUCAGAAGUCUUACAUUGACAAUACUUGAACUGUUACAUCGAAAUGCAAAAUCUGAAUUAAAACCAGGGGCCAGAAUGAUCAACAAAUUGAUCGUGGGCCACUCAAAUAUAAGAAGAAGAAGAAGAAGUAAUAUUUUUUGGUGAUUAUCACAAAUAUUAUUUUUAAGAGUGAUGUUUUUUAUUUCAGCUGAAAACUCUGUUCACCAACUCACGUCUCAUUUUAGUGGGGACCAAAUGUGACCUAGGGAGAGCGCCAAACUCUUCAGCGCUGGCCAGAGCUUAUGAUAGAACCAUGGCUGACAGGUAAGUAAUUGACUGGAAACGACUAAUCGAUACAUGAGACACGACCGUUAAGUUGAAUCCUAAGUCUGUCAGACGUUUUUCUUAAGAAAUCUGUACAAAGUCUAAUUUACUUUUCUUUUAAGGUCAAAUGUUUUUUUUUUAAAUUUUUUUAAAAAUGUGAUCUUUUAAUCAAAGUCUAACCUACUGUUAUUUACACAGACGGCUUGUGUGUUUAUCUUAUUUAAGCUUGAUCACAGUUAAACCCUCUUUUAAAUAGUUCAUAUCUAUCUAGGUCAAUCAGAUUCCAUAAGCCGGAUCGAUUUUAUAAACAUGUGUGUCCAAUAAAUAGGAAUACAUAAAUUCUUCGACAUACCAUAAAAUAUCUAUAAGAAUAUGGGUUUUUUUAGAGGGUGCGAAUUUCCCCAAAAUCUUGGGAAUUCACUACCCUAUUCAGGACCAAAACUCAAUUAUUUUUUUUUAAAUUCCCAAGAUUAAAAAAAAAACAACUCUUAUAUAUUUUCAUGAUCUUGGGAAAUCUUGGGAAAUAUUUUGACAAAAUCUCGGGAAGUAUAAAGCAAUUGAGUGGUAGCCCUGUGCGGGUGGCUUCUGAGAUUACUUUAAAAGACAAAGAUAGAAAGAACACAAGUUAAGGGUAAACUAUGGAAAAGGAAACAUGAAAAAAAAAACAAAAAAAAGACAACGAAAGUUUCGGUCAAAAGCCUUUCACCAGAGAAAAUGACAAAUGAAAUCAACAGAACUCCUUGGAUUUGGAGCAGAGCGAAGUCUGAGUGGAAACUGUCACAUGAUAAAGAACAGAGAAGGUUUUCUUUGUGGGCAUGGAACCUAUCAAUCAUCAAACUUCAUUAACUAUUUUGUGGGCAUGGAACCAAUCAAUCAUCAAACUUCAUUAACUAUUUUGUGGGCAUGGAACCUAUCAAUCAUCAAACUUCAUUAACUAUUUUGUGGGCAUGGAACCAAUCAAUCAUCAAACUUCAUUAACUAUUUUGUGGGCAUGGAACCUAUCAAUCAUCAAACUUCAUUAACUAUUUUGUGGGCAUGGAACCUAUCAAUCAUCAAACUUCAUUAACUAUUUUGAAGGUUUCCAAAUCUACACAAAAAAAAAAAUUAUAAUAAUAAAUUACUGUUUUGAUAACGCCUAACUCUAAAAAGAAAAUCCCAACUCUGAAGAUGACUUAUUCUACUAGCUUUUCAUUAUUUUACAUGUGUAUUAUAAUGUAUUUCAGCCUAAGACUUUCAACUCGAUUCAAAUAGACUGAAUGCCCCAUUACAUUUCUAUGUUCAAGGGAAAUGAAAAAAAAAGUCAUUUUUAAAUAAGUAUUUUAAAUAAUGAUAUUAAUUUUUUACAGUAGAAAUGACGGUUAUGCUCUUUUUAAAAGGAAUGUUUUGGUAACAUUAUGUUCAUGUUUUUUAAAACAUUUAUUCAAGAUAUCGCAAACCCUCCUAUUUUUUAAAAAAUCAUAUAAGAUCUGGCAAAGUAUAAUAACAACAAAAGGAUAUUUCUUGACUUUAAAAAAAUAUGAAUGUAUCAAUAAAACAAAAUACAUGAGUGUCAACGCUAUCUCUGCCUGGUUAUUGGGUUGAAGACCACAAUCAGUCAUGUACCAACAUACCACUAACAAAUGGAAACCUUAAAAGCGUCCUUUAAUUAUUUUGUUAAAUAAUAAGCAACUGUAACGGCAUUUCUACUAUAAAGUAGUCUUGAUGAACACACAAACAAAAAAUCACCCUGAUUUAUAUCACGUAGCGUUGUUUAGAGGUCUUUAGAGACAGAUUAAAAGGAACCAAUUGAAUCUUUGAUACACUGUUGCUCCACAGUCAGAGAACCUCUGCCUACGUCGAAUGCUCGGCACGAACGCAAUAUGGAAUCUCCGAUCUUGUCAAGGCUGUCCUUGAACCCGCAGUCACCAAUGUGACACCCACCUUUGCCAGCAAGGUCAUGGACCUGUGUUUAAUACAGUAGCCGUUAUCUGAAACGGCUCGGCUCAUUCUUGUGCUCAGAUUCAAGUGGGCCUACACAAGACUUCGAUUUUAUUGAUUAUUUUAAUAUGACUAAAGAAAAAAAAAAUCUACUACUGAGACGUUCAUGCUGUCAUCGUCAUCAGCUCUCUGUGUGGCUGGAGCUUGAGACUCGUGUUUAGGUUCUCCGUUGUCAGUGUAUUGGAAAGUAUCUAAUUAUCAAAUUAUGACACAAGCCGAAUGCCAACCCGUCCUCAACAACCAUCUAAAAACAUGGCUCUAAAUUGUUGGCACAAGUAAUUGACGAAUAAGUCAUGAAAAACUUAGAGGAUGUUUUCGAAGACUUGAGUUUUUUAAAAUAAUUUUUUAAAUCAAACAAAAUUGCAGUAAAUAAAAUAGUAGAGUUGUAUAAUUUCCUAGCACAAAGACAUAUACGAAGUAGUAGACUUCUGCUAUGUGAAUUAUUCCAAAAUUCAAGUAUAUUCAAGACAAUUGACAAAGUUGAAUAUUUUUAUCUCAUUCUUCACAAAGCCAAGAACUAUAAAGUAGUGGCAUCGUCAAUAUUACCAUAUGAGAGAUGAACUCGGUGAAGUUCAUGAACUUUUGUAUCUGAAACAAAAAC